AUGGCCUCCCUCGCGUGGAUUCACGCUUUCGGGCUGGUGGAUCUCCCUCUUCUUCGACUCGACUCGCUACUGUCUUGUCUUGCCAUCUUCUCGGCUCGCCAAAUUUAUUGCCUGUCGCUGAUAAUCAAGAACGGAAGACAAGAUGAUCUUCCCGAAGAAUCCGAUAGCGAAGCCGCCAUAGGCAGCGACAUGAACGGAUUCGCACGGAGCUCUGACUUAUGGGGACUGGGACUAACCUCUGAUCAAGCACGUCUUCUGAUUAUCCUGGAAGACGACCAGGCAAAGAAGCAGGGUCUUACACCUACUCCCGUACUCCAAAUCGCCAUCGCGCUUCCAUAA
Messenger RNA from Colletotrichum tamarilloi, 339 nucleotides. RefSeq lists its product as uncharacterized. The coding region runs from base 1 to 339 and encodes 112 amino acids. The record is from RefSeq and is a predicted model, not a curated record. The transcript is spliced from 3 exons. NCBI's taxonomy places the organism in Eukaryota, Fungi, Ascomycota, Sordariomycetes, Glomerellales, Glomerellaceae.